AUGGAUGAUUCCUGUUCCAAUGAAUCACUGAUUCAUGUGUUUCUGGUCUCCUUUCCAGGUCAAGGACAUGUAAACCCUUUGCUCAGGCUUGGCAAGCGCCUGGCUUCCAAGGGCAUGUUCGUCACUUUCUGCGCCCCGGAGUGCAUCGGCAGAGACAUGAGAAGAGUCAACGACAAUAUCUCCGACCGGCCCACUCCCUACGGCGCCGGGUCGAUCCGGUUCGAGUUUUUCGACGGUUGGGAGUACGGUCAGACCGGAGCGGAAAACCGGCUGGAAUUGGAGCUGCAGACCCUGGAAUUGGUCGGCCGGAGAGAACUGCCGUCGAUCUUGCAAAAACAGGCACGCCCGGUGUCGUGUUUGAUUAACAAUUCUUUCAUUCCGUGGGUUUGCGACGUGGCGGAGAGCCUUGGGAUUCCUAACGCCGUUCUGUGGGUCCAGUCCUGCGCUAGCUUUUCGGCGUAUUAUCAUUUUAACUUCGACCUGGUUCCGUUUCCGACCGACGGGUCGCCGGAGAUGGAGGUGGAGAUUCCGGGGAUGCCGGUUCUGAAGCACGACGAAGUGCCCGGAUUUUUGCACCCGAGAGGGGCUAGGUUUCACGCUCUGAGAACCACGAUUUUGAAUCAGUUCAAGAAAAUGUCCGUGCCGUUUUGCUUCCUGGUCGACUCGUUCGAGGAGCUCGAGGCGGACAUUAUUGGACACAUGUCGGGGAUUUGCACUGUCAAGACUGUCGGCCCGCUUCUGUUCAAAGACCCGGAAGUGGAAGAAAGUAACGAAGUUCGGGCCGAUCUGGUGAGCUCGGAUAAAAACUCCAUCAUUGAGUGGCUGGACUCGAAACCGGUAUCCUCGGUGGUGUACAUUUCCUCCGGGAGCAUUGCGCUGCCGAGUCAAGAACAAGUAAACGAGAUCGCACAAGCCCUAAUAAAAGCCCGGGUUUGCUUCUUGUGGAUCAUGAAGUCUCAAGCCAAGUACUACGAGCCCGUCGUGCUGCCCAUGGGGUUUCUGGAGAAAGUUGGAGACCACGGGAAAGUAGUAGAGUGGUGCCCACAGGAACGGGUGUUGGCCCACCCUUCGAUUGCCUGUUUCGUGACACACUGUGGGUGGAAUUCGACUAUAGAAGCAAUUGCUUAUGGAGUGCCUGUCUUGACUUUCCCUUAUUUUGGGGAUCAGGUUCUUAAUGCCAAGUUUUUAGUGGACGAGUUCAAGAUGGGAUUAAGGUUGUCUAGGGGUGUGUUUGAGAAUCGGACUAUUAGUUGCGAUGAAAUUGAACAGUGUUUGACGCAAGUCAUGAGCAGUCCCAAUAUGGGGGAGAUCAAAGAGAAUGCGUUGAAGUGGAAGAAGAAGGCGGAGGAGGCGGUGGCAGAUGGCGGCUCCUCCGACCGCAACAUAGAACAGUUUGUGAAUGAGAUUAUGCGAAGAAGCCGAAACGAAAAAUAUGUUAAAUAA
Ipomoea triloba (trilobed morning glory) is the source of this 1443-nucleotide messenger RNA. Its product is annotated as limonoid UDP-glucosyltransferase-like. Gene Ontology annotation, molecular function: UDP-glycosyltransferase activity. Lineage: Eukaryota; Viridiplantae; Streptophyta; Magnoliopsida; Solanales; Convolvulaceae. The record is from RefSeq and is a predicted model, not a curated record. Bases 1 to 1443 code for a protein of 480 amino acids. The transcript has a single exon.